Messenger RNA from Acanthamoeba castellanii str. Neff, 4185 nucleotides. Its product is annotated as serine/threonine kinase. Gene Ontology annotation, molecular function: ATP binding; protein kinase activity. Lineage: Eukaryota; Discosea; Longamoebia; Acanthamoebidae. The transcript has 19 exons. Gene Ontology annotation, biological process: protein phosphorylation. The record is from RefSeq and is a predicted model, not a curated record. The coding region runs from base 1 to 4185 and encodes 1394 amino acids.
AUGGAGGCCAUCGAUCUUUAUCAGGAUGGCCUUAUAGAGUUCAUGAUGGUGGACUCCAAGUUCACCGCGGGCAUGGUGGAGGCUGGCCUCUACCGCCUGCCCAUGGUGGGCUCCGCCCUCGUCAUGGUCUACAACUUGCCCUCCCUCAACAACACCCAGCUGGUGCUGGAUGGCGAGACGCUGGCGCUCAUCUGGUGUGGCAAUAUAUCGCACUGGAACGAUGUGCGACUAGCUGAGUUGAAUGAAGGGGCGGACCUGCCUGAUGCGCCGAUCGAGCUCACGUACUACCCGAACAUUACGGCCGGCACGGUGCUCCUGCUCAAGGACGCCCUGUCCAACUUCAGCACGCAGUUCAAGCAGGAGCUCGAAGACGCCCAAAACCUGUUCGAGAACAUGAAGCCCACCAUCACCGGGCAUGCUUACUAUACCAGGAACAAUCCUGAACGGCUCGAAUAUGUGCGCAACACAACGUACAGCAUGACGUACUACUGGUUGGAGGACGUGCCCGACACCAUGACCUAUGCGGCCAUGAAGAACCGCGCCGGCAACAUCGUGAUGCCCACGCUGUGGAAGCUGGUAAGUAACAUCACCAUCACCAUCACCAUCACCAUCACCAUCACCAUCACCAUCACCAUCACCAUCACCAUCACCAUCACCAUCACCAUCACCAUCACCAUCACCAUCACCAUCACCAUCACCAUCACCAUCACCAUCACCAUCACCAUCACCAUCACCAUCACCAUCACCAUCGUUUCUUUGUCUGAUUAUUGGCGCACCACAGGCGAACUCGAAACCCCGCUCUACAAUGGACCGGGCAACGACUCGUGGCCGAUCCCAUUCAUCACCUUCCUGGCGCUGUCGCAGCACGUCACCACCGCCGAUUGCACGCCGAUCAAGGAGCUGCUCAACUUCAUCGCGUGGACGCAGAUCAACGACCGAGCGAUCGAGGAGGUGUCGGACAUGGGCUACAUGCCGCUGGCCUUCGCCUACCGGAGCAAGCUCAUCGAUCUGAUGGGCCAGGUGACGUGCAACGGCGAGCAGGCCCUCCCAACGGCCUACCUCCUGGGCCUGGGCUCGGCGGGGCUGCCGAUCUACACCGACUGGUCGCUCAGCUACUCGAACACCGACACCAUCCUUAAGAUCUACACCGACGAUCACAAGAUGCCGCUGGAGCAGAUCAGUAACGGUGUGGUCGACUUUGAAAUGUCGAUUGAGAUGCCGACCCAAAGUCAGCUUGCCAGGGCACCUGAUCUUCGUUCGAUUCCUCUGGUCGCCUCUGCCGUGGUGCCCGCCUAUCACGUAUCGGCAAUCAAUGUCACCCAGCCGCUGGUUUUCAGCUUCAAACUGAUGGCGGACAUCAUGCUCAAUAAGACCACGUCCUGGGAUGACGAGGCGAUAGCGACACUCAAUCCGGGCCUCACUCUGCCGCGCCUGGCCAUCAUCGUCGUUUUUGACAACCGGCCCGCCGUCAAUCGCUUAUGGAUCAAUGCGCUCCGCGAACAGAACAGCGAUUUUGCCUUGCAGGUCCAGGAAGAUGCCACCAUCGAAUCGCUCCCGGUGUUCUCAAAUGCGUCCUGGGUAGUGGCCAAUUCAACGGCCCAGAGAUCGACUAUGAACAAGAACAACGGCAGCUUCGCCAUAGGCGAGCUGUCCGCCUUCCGAGCGGUCCGGGGCUUGGCCAUCGGUCGGCUCAGCAUGAACGCCAACACACUGACCGCCGACCAGACCUCGGUGAUCGCCGCGCUCAACGCCAGUAGCAGCGCCGCCAGCACCCAGACUCCCGCAAAAAACAUGUCCAACUGCUUGAAGGCUCAGGCGGUCGCCGAUUGGGUGUACUGGACCCAGAAGUCGCCUGCAGCCAAUGCCAGCGCAGUCCGAAACUGGGUAGUUGUGCCAAACCAGGCAACAGGCGGCGACGCGGACCUCACACAAUUUCUUUCCGAGGUAAAGUGCGACGGCGAGCCGAUGAGUUCGGUCUACGGUUGCAUCGCGAACGGCCUGUUCUGUAACAACCAAGGCGACUGCACCAGCGGCAAGUGCAUCUGUCGGGCUGGGUGGACCGGCAAACACUGCGAGCAGCCGGUUGUCAGCGACUCCAGCUCAGACUCGACAGCCACGGUCCUGGGCGCCGUGCUCGGCAGCGUUGUGCCCGUCGUGGCGAUCCUGCUCCUGCUUCUCGUGUGCCUCGCCCUGCUGGCGGUCCGCAUGUCGCGGAGAAAGAUCCACAACGAGUGGGAGAUGGACUUCGAAGAGCUCGAGAUGGCCGAGCAGCUUGGCGUCGGCGGAUACGGCAUUGUAAUGAAGGCCAAGUGGCGCGGCACCGAGGUCGCUGUGAAGACGAUCGCAGCCCAGAACAUCACGAAAGACAUGGAGCGUGGCUUUCGGGAGGAGGUGCGCGUAAUGACGGCCUUGCGGCACCCCAACGUGGUGCUGUUUAUGGGCGCAUCGACAUCACUCCCUCAUCUGUGCAUCGUGAUGGAGUACAUGACUCUCGGUUCCCUGUUCGAUCUGCUUCACAACGACUUGAUCCCGGUGCUGCCGUUUGUGCUCAAGGCCAAGAUGGCCUACCAAACGGCCAAGGGCAUGCACUUCCUCCACUCGUCGGGCAUCGUGCACCGCGACCUCAAGUCGAUGAACCUGCUGCUCGAUCACAAGUGGAACGUCAAGGUGAGCGACUUCGGCCUCACCAAGUUCCGCGCGGAGAUGAAGAAGCGCAGCGGGGCGCAGGUGGGCAGCAUUCACUGGACCGCGCCAGAGAUUCUCGACGACUCGGCCGACGUCGAUGUCGACUACGUACUUACUGACGUGUACAGCUUCGGCGUCAUCCUCUGGGAGGUCCUUACCCGCGCCAUCCCCUACGACGGGCUCAGCCCGGCUGCGAUUGCGGUGGCGGUGAUCCGGGACGACCUGCGACCGCCGCUACCGGCCGAUUCCACCACGCUGGCGCACCCCGACUACCUGGCCCUCAUCCAGAGCAGCUGGCACCGCGAUCCGACCAUCCGCCCGACCUUCCUCGAGAUCAUGACCCGCCUCGGGGCCAUGGCCGGCGAGAGCAUCUCCGGCGUCUCGUCCUCCUCAUCGGGCUCGGGCGCGGAGGUCAUCGCGGCGGCCCGCAUUCCCCGCCAGGUCGACGCCUCGUGGACGCUGCCGUCGGGCACCUACUCGCACACCUACUCGUCUGGCAGCCGAUCGUCGCAUCGGUCCAGCUCCAGCGCCGAGCUCGACCCGGCCGUCGCCAUGUGCGCGGGCGGCGUGGCACCGCCGAGCGGCCAGAUCGCCAUCGUCUUCUCGGACAUCACCCGGGCGGCCUCGCUGUGGGAGUACCAGCCCGAGGCCAUGCGCGUGGCCACGAUCCUGCACAACGACCUCCUGCGCGGCCUGCUCGCUGAGCACCGCGGCUACGAGGUCACGUCGAGCAUCAGCGGGCUCGUUCUGCAUGGCGUUCCAGGAGCCGCUCGACGCGCUGGCCUGGUGCGUGGAGGUCCAGCAGGAGCUGCUGCGCGUGGACUGGCCCGACGCGCUGGGCGAGCACCCGGGCGCGGCGGAGGAGUGGGGAGACACCGACGACCGCCUGAUCUUCCGCGGGCUGCGCGUGCGAAUGGGGAUCCACUUCGGCGAGCCGCGCAGGGUGCGGGAUCCCAUGACCAGGAGGAUCGAGUUCUACGGCCCGGUGGUCAAUGCCGCAGCGCGCAUCACCGCGCUCACGCACGGAGGCCAGGUCGUGCUGUCGCAAUCGGUGCUAGACGAGAUUCAAGACUCCGAGUUGGCGCACGAAAAGAAGCGAUUUAUCAGCUUGGGCAAGUUCGAAAUGCCGGAUGCUCCUUUGGGCGCGAGCAACGCCGAGGAGAGCGGGUGCACGGACGUCGAGACGCUGAACACGGUGGUGGGCGAAGGCCUGAAGUUCAAGGAAGACAGCUUCCUCACGUCGGCCAACCUGUGCCGGUGGGUCAUCGACUUCAACGAGAUCGCCGUGGGCCGGCAGAUCGGCAUCGGGUCCUACGGCGUGGUCCACCGGGGCAAGUGGAAGGGCGUCGAGGUGGCGGUGAAGCGGUUCAUCAACCAGAAGCUCGACGAGCGCCGCAUGCUCGAGUUCCGCGCAGAGAUGGCAUUCCUCUCCGAGCUGCACCAUCCCAACAUCGUCCUAUUCAUCGGCCUGCGUGCGACGACCAAAUAUGUGCAUCGUGA